Carlito syrichta (Philippine tarsier) is the source of this 362-nucleotide messenger RNA. It is a transcript of the gene SPINK14, whose product is annotated as serine peptidase inhibitor, Kazal type 14 (putative). Bases 66 to 362 code for a protein of 98 amino acids. The transcript is spliced from 4 exons. The record is from RefSeq and is a predicted model, not a curated record. Lineage: Eukaryota; Metazoa; Chordata; Mammalia; Primates; Tarsiidae. Gene Ontology annotation, molecular function: protein binding.
UAUUAGAGGAGAAUUCCCUGAGACAAUAUCUAAGAAAAUCAUUCCAAGGACACCCAGGAGGAAAAAUGGACAAAUAUUUUCCAGGAUUCUCCUCAAUGUUAUUCUUCAUCCUGAUACAUUUGGUGUUAUCUUCUGUUUCAGGCCCUCGACGCUGGUGGCCACCACAUGGAAUUAUUAAGGUGAAAUGUCCAUAUAAGAAAGUAAACCUAAGUUGGUUCAAUGGUACAGUGAACCCCUGCUCUGGCUUAUAUCAACCCAUCUGUGGCACCAAUUUUGUAACCUAUGACAAUCCCUGCAUCCUGUGUGUUGAGAGCUUGAAAUCUCAUGGAAGAAUUAAGUUUUACCAUGAUGGAAGAUGUUAG